Messenger RNA from Gigantopelta aegis, 7521 nucleotides. RefSeq names its product serine/threonine-protein kinase H1 homolog. The record is from RefSeq and is a predicted model, not a curated record. Lineage: Eukaryota; Metazoa; Mollusca; Gastropoda; Neomphalida; Peltospiridae. The coding region runs from base 142 to 1434 and encodes 430 amino acids. The transcript is spliced from 2 exons. Gene Ontology annotation, molecular function: ATP binding; protein kinase activity. Gene Ontology annotation, biological process: protein phosphorylation.
CAAACUAUGGUUGAACCCAUGUGGAGCGUAAAGUAACUGUACAUUCUUUCGGAUAUUUUUUGUUCUAUUUCGCUGGAUGCUAGUCCCCACAACAUAAUGUAAGGGGAUGUCAACGUUGUAUAGAACUUAUUUCCCUACGCCAUGGGCUGCGUAAGCAGCAAGUUGGUGCCGGAGACCCCUCCGAAUACCCAUCUAGUGGAAACUGUUUAUGGGCCGGAAGCGAAGAAUCGCACUGGAACUAGAAAUGGUAAUCAAAACAUCAAACAGACACAGCCGAAGGGGCACCAGAAUUCGAAGCAAAACAACGCUGGGGGUGACGGCAGCGGCGCCCCUAGAACGAACAAGAAGGUGAAGAAAUACAGGGAUAAAUUCGACCCGAGGGUGACGGCCAAGUAUGACAUCAAGGCGCUCAUAGGACGGGGAAGUUUCAGCCGAGUUGUGCGAGUGGAACACAGGGUUACGAAAAACCCGUACGCCAUAAAGAUGAUAGAUCGGAUCAAAGGUAAAGAAGUUUUCGAGGCGGAGCUCAAUGUCCUGAGACGGGUUCGGCAUCAGUACAUAAUACAGCUAGUGGAGGUGUUCGAGACGGCCGAUAAAGUCUACAUGGUCAUGGAACUGGCCACGGGCGGCGAACUCUUCGACCGGAUAAUCGCCAAGGGCAGUUUCACGGAGAGGGACGCCACCAGGGUGCUGCACAUGGUUCUAGAGGGGGUGCAGUACCUGCACGAACUAGGCAUCACUCACAGAGACCUUAAACCAGAGAAUCUAUUGUACUAUCACCCCGGACACGAUUCCAAGAUAAUGAUAACCGACUUCGGUCUGAGUGCUAUGCGGAAGGGACCGGAGAAUUACAUGAGGACUACAUGUGGGACCCCGGAGUACAUUGCUCCCGAAGUCCUGGCCCGCAAGCCCUACACUUGUCUAGUUGACAUGUGGGCAGUUGGUGUUGUUACCUAUAUUCUUCUCAGUGGAACUAUGCCAUUUGAUGACGAAAAUAGAUCACGGCUGUACAGACUCAUCCUCAAAGCUAAAUACAGUUAUGCAGGAGAGCACUGGAAGGAUGUGUCUGUGCUAGCCAAAGACUUCAUAGACAAGACUCUGCUUCUCGACCCGAAUGAGCGGAAGACGGCUGUCGAGUGUCUGAAACACCCGUGGAUCGUCACCCACGCCGCUGCCUCCAGCAGCAAGAACCUGCACCGUACCAUUAGCCGCAACCUGCUACAGCGGCAGAGUGCCCGUGCCAACAGCUCGAAGAGCUCCAAGUCGACGCGGUCCAACAAGAGCAACCGGUCAGCACGGUCACUGCGCUCGGACCACCGGCGCGUCCAGCCUGAGGAGAUCGACGAGCUGCAUCAGGACCCCGAGGUGCAGGCCGACAUCGCAUCCAUUGGCAGUUACCAUAGCAACUACAGUCACAUCAGUCAGUACGCAUAGCGGGAGGAAAGGGUUGUUUUUCUUCUCAAAUUAUUAUUGUUGGGACUUUUUGUCUCAAGUUGAAAAGUAUCACAUUAACUGUUGAGGGCUGUGAAGAAAGUAUUAUGAAAUGAACAAACCUCAUUGCAUCCAUUGGCAGUUGCCAUAAUAAUUACAAUCACAUUAGUUGGUACGCAUAGCUGUGAUCCUUUCUGCAACAGAUCUUGUAAGAUAAUCACAUUGGAUGACUGUAUGGUUAAUUCUCAGAGUAUCAAUUGAUAAAAUUGUGUAAGAAACAAAACUGAACAUUUAUAAAUAAUUUUUUAGUUAUUUAUUUUGCUUGGUUAGAUUUUUUGACAGUCAUAGUUAUCUUUUUAACAUGUAUUCACUGAUUAUUAUUGAUACAUGUAAACAAUCAGACAAAAACUAACAUUGUAACAAACAAGUUAUUGAAAUAAUUUCUCCUUUUUUUCCCUCUUUUUUUCUCUUUUACUUUAACAAAUCUUUUGGCUGUUGAUAAUAUUAAUACGUUGGUAUUAUAAUUGAUUACUUCUGUUGCAGUCUGUAGAAUACUGACUAAUGUAUUAAAGGCCAAUAACCCUCUAAAGACAUUGUAUUCCAUCUUUGAUUGAAAUUUAGUUUCUUGCUUGGAAUAUUAAUUUCUGUAUUUCCAGUGGGUAGUUCUAAUGUCUACAGAAACUCAAGUUGGUGUCUUCGUGUGACUGUUUGGCAUGCAUUCGAAUUUUCAUGGUAUCAAACUUUUGUAAGUAUAGAUACCUCUUGGAAAUACAUUCCAGGACAAAACAUUUCAUGCAAACCAUUGUUUUGUUUGCAUGUCAUUUAUUAAACGUUUAAAUUCACGCAAACCACAUGUUGGUUUUGUUGUGAACCAUUACACAUUAUGAAAGUUGUGGUAACUGAUUGGUUUAUAUACAAAUGCAAUUCACGUAACCGAAGAACUAGUUGCCAAGGUAAAAACAACAAACAUGUCAACCGACUUCUGGUUACCUGAAAUGUUAAAAUACUGGCUUUUGUAUUCUAGUAGUGACAUUCCAAUGCUUCAACUGAUCAAUGUUAACAAGCAUUUAAUGGUCUCCAGUUUAGAUUUGAAAAUCUGGGAUUAUUGAAUUCCAGUUGAGAUUGUAAGUAAUAAAUUUCCAUCUAGUUCAAGAAAUUGCUAUUCCCAGCAAGAAUUCUGAGUUUCAGGCAGAAAUACUGUACAUUGUUGUAAGAGGAUAAAAUGCCAUUAAAGACGCAACUACUUGUAUAUGUCAGUUCUGUGAAUCUCAAAAAUCAUUAGCUGCAGCUGUUUGAUGUGAAUUUAAGAUGUUGUUUUUUCGGCAGGGACCACUAUAGCAGGAUCUAAUUUGACUGUGUGAGAAAUACAUGUGUUUAAGAGAUGCUUCUUUUGAUGACUGAAACUGAUGGUACUUAAAAUGGUGACAAAAGAAAGAAGAAGCAAGAAGCACAGAUAAAGUACACGUAAUAGAUAAUAAACAGCAUAUAAGCAUACAAAGGAUGUGUAAACACAGAAAGAAUGAAGUAAGUACACAAAAAAGAGUCAAAAAGUACACAAGAAGCAUAAAAAAAGACCACAAAGAAAAUGCACAAGAAGCAUUCAGAAUGUACACAAGAAGCAUUCAGAGUACACAAGAAGCAUACAGAAAGUACACGAUAAAUGUACACAAAAGAAUACAAAAUGCACAAAAGGAUAGAUUUCGAUGUUACAUUUCUUACCACAUGGGUUCACCCUGACACUGUAUAUGACUGUGCCAACAAUAACUAUCCAAUAAGGGGGAAUUUCCGCCAAGCAAACAUGAUAGCAGAUGUGAACAAAUGGCUUUUACUGAUAUUCUUUGGUCCCAUUUCCAUGAUUCAGACAUAUAGACGAUGUAGCUGUCCCCUGCUAGUUACCAUUACAUUCAAUAUUCUUAUAUAAAAGGACAAUGUAAAAAGAAACUGCUGUUGGUGAAAAGAGUUGUUCACUGUUCGCAAAUCGCUUGGUGGAAAAACUCGCUAAGACUGUGCCACAUUGCUGGUCAUGUGAACAGACUAUUAUUUGUAAAGUCUAACAUGACUGGUCGGAUGAAAGGAACCUGGUGAUUGGUCAGAAUGAUUGGUUGAUUUCUAAACAAUCCUGAUAAUUGGUCACAAUGGGGACAUUUGUAAUUUCGAGAUGAAAGAUUUGUUUAAUAAUGCUACUGCAUUUGAAUCAACCACAAGAAAACAGGAAACAGUCAAUUAAUUGGUUGUUAUGACAACCUGUUACUGUAAUGUGAUAGUUGUUUUGUGAUAAUGGCAAUGUUUGAGAGAAGGGCUUCUCGUGCCCAUAUUUUUCUUUUUUGUUGGCAUGAAAGGGGCUUUUCUUAAAAUGAAAACAACUAUUCAGGUUAUUUUAGGGCAAACAUUUACUGUAUGCACUGGAAGUACAUGUGUUACGUUUCUGUUCAAACCAACAUGGUUUUUUUGCUGUGGCAGAUCAGGAGGGCUAGAUAACAGGUGCUUUCAAAAUGUAUAAAAUGCCAUUUUGAAAAGGUAGAAAAUCAAAACCAUAUCUUGUUGAAAAAGGAUAUUACUACAUACACACAGGGUGCUGUUCACCAAUUACAUAACACUCUAGGGGAGGGGGUGGCCUUGAAUAUAUUACAAAAAUAUAUGGUUUAGGAAAGGAGGUACUUGUUAAGAAUUACAUAAUAUUUUCAAAAUGUCUGUUUUCUUAGUAAAGUAAAUAAUGCUGUCAUGGCCAGUUUGUUGGAUUACGGAUUUUUUUUUUUUACAAUAUGGUAUAUAUAUACCAAAGAAACAAAAUGAAAAUUCCAAUGGAAAACCUAAUAAUAUUGGUAAUAGUGGUGAAUGGGUUAGAGCAAGAGUGGUCUUAGCAUUAUGAAACAUAUAGGGGAGCAGGCAUGGCUGAAACAAGUAGACAUUUGGGGGGGGGGGGGGAGGGGGCUGACUGAGAUUAAGGGCCCAAAGCAACGAUUCUAGGGGUUUCGGGUGUAGGUUUACCCAUAAAAGUUUGAAAACUAGAUGUCCUGAAAUGCAAUUUCCUGUAUUCUACAAGUACACUUCAUCUCUGCCUUAAGAUUUACUACCAAUAAUAUUUUUGAUUCAGAAGUAUUGGGGAGGGGUUACAAAAGGUCAGAUUUUACAUUAGGUAUUUGUUGAACGAUCUCUAUCUUCCACCAUAGCUGAGUUGACAUAAGCUUUGCCCCUCUCCUCCACAAUAGUCGUAAGGACCAACAUAUUUUGUGAUAAAACUGCAUAUUCUGCUGUCACCACUAGAAGAUUUACCAAAUUCAGGUGAAAUGAAUGGAUACAGGUAGAUGAAUUCUUCAGCUCUGACAAAGGGGCGAAUGUUUUUCAAAUUGAGAGAUUUAUAUAAAUUCAUAUUGUGGCAAUAGAUUUUUAUUCUGGUAACAAAAGCUUGAUAUUCUAUUUUUUUAAUUUGGUUCAUUUGUUAAUUAUUAUUUGACAGUAGGGAAAUUGCUAGAUGAAGAAUUUGAUAAUGGUUUAAAAUGCUAGAUGAAGAAACUGUUAUGAUAAACAUAAUCUGACAAACAUCCGAAUAAUGUUAUAUUUACCGCUACAUUCGCCUGUAUCAAAAAGUCUAUAAAUUAUGUAUGAAGAUCAAUGUAUACUUAAUGGUCAGUUAUAUACUCCCAAGUAACAUUUAGAAAGUAAGCAUACCUCCAAGGUUAAAGAACGCCUGUCCUGGGUACGUUUCAUUCUUACUGCAUUAGAAAUCCACCUGUUACAAUUGUGUAUUACUACAAAUUAUAAAGUUGACAUUUAAAACUUAAAUGAUAUCCUCACCCCUUUUUAAGGUCAGAUUUACCAAUUUGUUUUCUGCCCUGUGAUCUGGUGGGGUGAUUGUUUUGGGGUUUUUUUUCGUAACUACUUGUAUGUAGAAUCAAGCGUGAUUACAAUUUUUAUUAUGUACAUAUUUUGUGUCAGUGUAUUGUACAUAAGUAUGUGUUCUUACAUAUUGUACAAAAUAAUGUUCUUACAUAUUGUACAGAAAUAAGUGUUUUCAUAUUGUACAAGGGUAUCUGUUCUUACAUUGUACAGAAUUUUGCAUUCUUGUUAAGUUGUACAGAUGUGUUCACAUUGUGUACAAAUGUGUGUUCACACUUUGUACAGAUACACAAGUUCACGUUGUGCACAUUGUGUACCAUUGUAUGGAUACUUCCAUUCACACGGUGUACAAUUGUACGUUUGUAUUGUUGCAUACGUCAUCCAUCUGUUAAAGACAAAAAUGUAUGACAAUCAUAAUUCUCUCAAACAGAAAAUUGAAGCAAAUCUAAAAAUGUCAGUAGUAUUGUGAUGCUGGAGUCGGUGUUAAAAAUUGAACCUGGAAAUCAAAAGAGAACAAAAUCCACCUGUUACAGUUUUCAGCAUCUUUACCAAACCCUAGCAACAAUUGUCUACACAUUUACCAAACCCUAGCAACAAUUGUCUACACAUUUACCAACCCCUAGCAACAAUUGUCUACACAUUUACCAAACCUAGCAACAAUUGUCUACACAUUUACCAUCCCCUAGCAACAAUUGUCUACACAUUUACCAACUCCUAGCAACAAUUGUCUACACAUUUACCAAACCCUAGCAACAAUUGUCUACACAUUUACCAAACCCUAGCAACGGUUGUCUACAUAUUUACCAACCCCAAUCAACAGUUGUCUACAUAUUUACCAACCCCAAUCAACAAUUGUCUACAUAUUUACCAAACCCAAUCAACAAUUGUCUACAUAUUUAUCAACCCCAAGCAACAGUUGUCUACAUAUUUACCAAACCCUAGCAACAAUUGUCUACACAUUUACCAAACCCUAGCAACAAUUGUCUAUACAUUUACCAAACCCUAGCAACAGUUGUCUACAUAUUUACCAACCCAAAUCAACAGUUGUCUACAUAUUUACCAACCCCAAUCAACAAUUGUCUACAUAUUUACCAACCCCAAGCAACAGUUGUCUACAUAUUUACCAAACCCUAGCAACAAUUGUCUACACAUUUACCAAACCUAGCAACAAUUGUCUACACAUUUACCAUCCCCUAGCAACAAUUGUCUACACAUUUACCAACUCCUAGCAACAAUUGUCUACACAUUUACCAAACCCUAGCAACAAUUGUCUACACAUUUACCAAACCCUAGCAACGGUUGUCUACAUAUUUACCAACCCCAAUCAACAGUUGUCUACAUAUUUACCAACCCCAAUCAACAAUUGUCUACAUAUUUACCAAACCCAAUCAACAAUUGUCUACAUAUUUAUCAACCCCAAGCAACAGUUGUCUACAUAUUUACCAAACCCUAGCAACAAUUGUCUACACAUUUACCAAACCCUAGCAACAAUUGUCUAUACAUUUACCAAACCCUAGCAACAGUUGUCUACAUAUUUACCAACCCAAAUCAACAGUUGUCUACAUAUUUACCAACCCCAAUCAACAAUUGUCUACAUAUUUACCAACCCCAAGCAACAGUUGUCUACAUAUUUACCAAACCCUAGCAACAAUUGUCUACACAUUUACCAAACCCUAGCAACAGUUGUCUAUAUAUUUACCAACCCCAAUCAACAAUUGUCUACAUAUUUACCAACCCCAAGCAACAGUUGUCUACAUAUUUACCAACCCCAAUCAACAGUUGUCUACAUAUUUACCAACCCCAAGCAACAAUUGUCUAUUGUCUACAUAUUUACCAACCCCAAUCAACAGUUGUCUACAUAUUUACCAACCCCAAUCAACAAUUGUCUACAUAUUUACCAACCACAAGCAACAGUUGCCUUUAUAUUUAUUUACUGCUAGCAACUAUAUCUUUAUUUUCCUAACCCCUAGUGAUGAUAAUUGAUAUCUACCUCAUUAAUCAAAUAUAAUUAAUUUAUUGUUCCUUAACAAUUUUGUACUUUAAAUGGUAGAUGUCCAAAACUACUUGUAUAAUAAAGCCAUACAUGUGUAAAACUGGUUCAGAUCCCAUGUACACUGUAUUUUUACAUCAAACAACUCUAUAUGCUUGUAUAUGUCUUCAGGGCUUCUAGAAUUUUUAUAAAAUCCACUAGCCAUGGAAUCAGUAAUUUUACAAAUUUACUAGCCAAGAUUAAAAAUUCACUAGCCCUACUUU